AUGAGGCCGAAGAUAUGGAAAACUGGAACGAAGAGUCGAAGACUUAUAAAUGGGGUACACGAGGCUGAAAAUGCCAUUGAUAAGUUCAUCUCCUCUGCCUACCUCAAGGAGAUUGACGAUGUUCAAAAAUCGAAAAGAUUCGAUGGAAGGUCUGAUGGUGGAAUCAAAUCAUGUCGUCUGCAUGAUCUUUUGAGGGAGCUAUGCUUGAUAAAAGCUGCUGAAGAGAAGUUCUACUACAAACUAGGUAUGCCAGAUCGAUCUGGUAGAGAGAAACAACAGCGUCUCUUCACAGAUUAUAAACUUCUAUCUGAGAUUUAUUCACAUGGAAAUAUGAAUUCAGCCAGUCAAAAUCAUGCUCCAACUGCAAGUAGUCAUGAUGUGGGGGGUUCGGGUUCUAAUCAACAAAAUAUUGAUUCUGUGGAUCAACAAGAUGGAACAAAUAUUAAUGAUACAGUUUUUGAUGAAGAUGGAGAUGAAGUUGUUGGUUCGAAAAGGGCAACACGUUCACCGGCAUGGCAACAUUUUAUAAAAUUUAAAUUGAAUGGUGAAGUUAAAGCAAGAUGUAAAUAUUGCUCUAAAGUGUUGGGUGCAGAUAGCAAGAAUGGCACAAAACAUUUACUUGCACAUUAUAAGCGUUGUGUACACAAACCUUUUACAAAUAUUCGUCAAUCUAUCUUGGUGCAAGAAAAAAAAGUAGAUGGUACUACAACGCAUGUUUCAAAUUAUACAUUUAAUGCUGAUACUUCUAGGAAGGAUUUGGCUGAAAUGAUUAUUGUGCAUGAGUAUCCACUUUCAAUUGUAGAGCAUCAUGGAUUUAGGAAGUUUGUGGGACGUCUUCAACCUUUGUUUAAGGUUCCUUGUCGAAACACCAUCAAGGACGACAUCAAAAGAAUUUAUGAUUACGAAAGGGAUAAAACUAUGAGUUUGUUAGGAAAGAACAAAAGAAGAAUUGCAGUUACUACUGAUAUGUGGACAUCUAAUCAUCAAAAAAAGGUGUAUGGCAAUGACAGCACAUUUUGUAGAUCAAAACUGGAACUUGAAAAGCAGAAUUAUGGUUAUACUUAUUUAACUACAAUUUAUACGUUUAUUUACGUGCCUUGUCCGCAUACAUCUGAUGUUCUUUCCGACAUACUUUAUGUUACUUUGUGUGAUUGGAAUCUUGAUAGCAAAGUGUCAACUCUUAUUGUGGAUAAUUGCACCACAAAUGAUGCAAUUAUCAGGAUAUUAUUAGAGAAACUUCCUCUAAAAUCACUAAUGAUGAAUGGUGAUUUGUUUCAUAUGCGUUGCUGCGUACAUUUUCUCAAUCUUAUUGUCCAAGAUGGCUUAUCUCUCAUUAAAUUUGAGAUUGAGAGAAUCAGAGAGAGUGUUGCAUUUUGGUCUGCAUCACCAACGAGGGAGCAAAAUUUUGUGAUAGCAACAGAACAGUUGGGAAUACCAUACUCAAAGAAGUUGAUACUUGACUGCAAGACACGAUGGAACUCUACAUUCUUGAUGUUGAGUGUUACUAUAAGCUACAAAGAGGUUUUCGAUCGGGUAAAGACAAGAGACCCGAAGUAUACAUGUUUUCCUACAGAACAGGAUUGGGAGUUGGCUAGUGAGAUUUGUGAAAGAUUACAGCUUUUUUAUGAGGUGACUGUUAUGUUCUCUGGUUCAAAGUAUCCUACAGCUAAUGUUUUCUUUCCUUUGAUAUGUGAGAUUGGGUAUUCUUUGCGUGAGUGGACGAAAUCUCCUAUUGAGGAGAUUAAGAUGAUGGCUGACCAAAUGGUUUCUAAGUUCAAUAAGUAUUGGUCUGUAAUUCAUGGGAUAAUGGGAAUGACAGCGGUUUUAGAUCCACAAUACAAGUUAAAGUUUGUGGAGUUACUUUUGCCUGUGCUUUAUGGAGAAGAAAAGGCAAAGAUUGAAUUUCAAAAUUUGGAGGCGUUUGUCCAAACUUUGUUUCAAGAGUACGAGUCAAGUGUUUAUGGUGGUUCAGUUCCUGGUUCAUCUUCAUUUGGUUCUAGUAUCUCUUCUGGUCAUCGUGUUGGAUUCAAAAAGCUCUUAUCAGAUAUUGCUUCUAUUACUAGAGAUGAUGAUGAAUCAGGAGGUAUGAAUGAGUUGGAUAACUACUUGAAGGAGAAAUUGUUGCCUAAAGAUAUGGAACUUGAUUUGUUGGCAUGGUGGAAAACAAAUGGGUUAACAACUUGUUCUGAAGAGACUGAGGCAUAUUGUCGUUCUGUUGAAUUUGAUUAUGAUAUGGAAGAGGAAAACACUAAAGAAAGCGGGACAACAAGUUUGGAUGAUUUUGUUUGA
This is a messenger RNA of Lactuca sativa (garden lettuce), 2289 nucleotides long. RefSeq names its product zinc finger BED domain-containing protein RICESLEEPER 2. The record is from RefSeq and is a predicted model, not a curated record. Gene Ontology annotation, molecular function: DNA binding. NCBI's taxonomy places the organism in Eukaryota, Viridiplantae, Streptophyta, Magnoliopsida, Asterales, Asteraceae.